Volvox carteri f. nagariensis is the source of this 1502-nucleotide messenger RNA. RefSeq lists its product as uncharacterized. The coding region runs from base 545 to 1405 and encodes 286 amino acids. The transcript has 8 exons. NCBI's taxonomy places the organism in Eukaryota, Viridiplantae, Chlorophyta, Chlorophyceae, Chlamydomonadales, Volvocaceae. The record is from RefSeq and is a predicted model, not a curated record.
AUAUAGGCAAUAUUGCGAUAUCAUUACGAUCAUCGAUGGACCUUGAGGAAGAGCGUGCUACAUGCAUAGCCAGAAACGAAGCUAAGUUAGCAGAGCUUGGUCUUUUGCAUUCACCUCCCCAGUCCAACAAAAUUACAAGCACUGGAUUGAAAUCCCGCCGACUUCGUAGAAGGAUCGACCAAGCAGUGCAGCCGGCGGUCGACCUUGUCCGCCCUUCAUCACGGCACAGUAGGAGAGAGGUCACAGCCAUUACAGGAUCUGAUACCACUGAAGAGUCCGAGGAAUACUGUGAAUUGGAAUCAGCACAUGAGCGCAUGGAGGCUAUUCAGAACGUUCCUGAACCUAGUCCAGGUGACCUUCCUGGCCUUCAAGGCAUUCCAGUGGAGGUUCGGGAUAUGGCUGCAAAAAUAGGCUUCGAAAUCGGCUGUAGGCCGUUCCAGCUGUUCUAUACAGCAUAUGAUAAAUGGAAGUCGGAUUUCAAGCCGGCUUUUAACAGUCCAGGAUCAGCCAAGGCUACCAUUGACAUGUUCAGCACCUCUACGAAAUGGGCUUCAGGCAGAGAGACCUUCUUGACCAGCAGCAGGUCAACAGGGUGAGCCUCGAAACGUUCAAGGAGAGUGUCAAGCCCAAGAUGGUACAAGUGGUGCCACCAAACUUCAUCAAUAGGCUUGAGGCAGCCUUUGAGGCGGUUGCCAACCCAAACCCCCGGAAGAGGAAGAACAGCUGGGAUAGCCACGAAGGAGAUGGGGACGAUGGUGAAUGUGAUGGCACCAAGGAUGCAUCAGGAAGUAGGCUUCACAGGACCGAAAAGGAGAUUGAGGACUUUAUGGUUACACUGGGUGGGCGAGACAGAACCGUGGCUGGCUUCCACUUGGACUCAGAAGCAACCGACCAUGACAUACACGCACAUGUCCGGAAGUCCCUGGUUGAGAGAUGGAACAACCGCAAGAAGUGGAUUGGAAAUCUACAGCAGCAGGCCAAUGUGGAGGAUGCUUUGAGAUUCAACUCCUUUGGAGCUGACAAAGAGGAGUUUGAGAAGUACCAGUCUUCACAGUCGCACCUGCAAUACUUGCAGAAGAGCUUAGGGCCUCUAAACAAUGAAGAUGACAAGUUCGUCUUCAUUGUUGAGGGCAAGGACAGUCCUGUGCUCUUAGCUGGCGGUGUGGUCUUUGGCAGUCUUCCGCCUCACAACAUACAAUUAAUGAAAACAAAGGUGUCCGUUUUCAUUCUGCACAGGGUGAACAACAGCAAGAAGACCUCCAUGGUAUUGCCCAGUGGUACCAUUAAGGUUGGCAAGGAGCUAAAGAAGCACAUGGUUGUAGAGCUUCCAGUGCAGAGCCUACUUAGCGCUUGGCAGAUUCAACAAGCAGCAGUACAAGCUUCUAUCCCCAAUGAUGGCAAAUAGAUGCUGAUGGCAUGAAUAUUGAAGUCAGACAGCUUUCCAAAAAAAAGAGAAUGUGUGAUUUAACAGUGGACAGGGAUCAUGUAAAAGCUCAUAACAU